AUGAAACGUAAGUCGACAAGACCACGCAAGCCUGUUAGUAAAAAACGAGUGCGACCAUGGGAGGAUGAUCCGGACGAAGAAAUUCCACACGAUGAUUCUAUUAUUACGAUUGCUGAACUAUGCAAAGACCUCAAAAGAGGAAGAAAAUCAAAUACUUUUAAAGAGUUAGAACUUGCAAAAUAUAAAAAACUUCAGCUUAAACGUGCUAAUCACGCAAAAAAAAUCCCUUCUGUUGAUGGUAGAGAUACAGGUGAAGCAGAAGAAGAAAAUAGGGACAACGCUGACGAGGUCAAUGAUGAAUUGGUGGAUCAUGAGAAUACCAAUGAUUAUGAUCAAGAAGUCAUGUUAAAUGAUUUACCAGAUGAAAAUAAUCAGCAAGCAGAAAAUGAAGCAGAAUCAAGCCAUGAUGAUGAAAGUACUAGGCCAAUUAUUAUGAAAAGACGCAUAUUUAAGAAUCGUGGUAGUCGAUUUAUUAAUGAUGAUGGCCAAUAUACUAUGCGCGAAGAACCUAAAGAGCGACGAGAAGUUAUAAGUGGUGAAGACAUGGAAGUCAUAGAAGAGGAUAAAUUUUCUCACAUGGUAAACUCUGGAUCCUAUGCAAAAAAACCUCGGAGGAAUGAAAGAUGGACAGCAGAAGAGACUGAACUAUUUUACAAAUCAUUGUCACAAUGGGGAACUGAUUUUGAGAUAAUCGCGGCAAAGUCGUUCCUUAACACAAAGACACGUGAUCAGAUAAAGAACAAGUAUAAAAAGGAAAGAAAAAAUAACCCUGUACGCGUUAAUAACGCAUUGGAUACUCGCAUUCCAGUUGCAAUUGAAGAAUUGAACUUAAGGGUUAUUGAAGAGAUAGAAGAGCCAGCACCCGAUGUUGCAAUAUAUGAAGAACUUCCGGAAGAUACUUAUCCAAUAAUUGAAGAUGAAGAUUCAAAUUAG
Molecule: messenger RNA, 933 nt
Organism: Dentiscutata erythropus
Lineage: Eukaryota; Fungi; Glomeromycota; Glomeromycetes; Diversisporales; Gigasporaceae
Source: the annotation of a GenBank genome assembly